AUGGAGAGCAACGGCUCCAAAGACGAGAAGGAGGUCGGCCUGCCUGGCUACUCAGCAGACACGGCGACACCCAACGACCAACAAGAAGGCGCUGUGCGCUCCGACAACUGGCUCACCCGCAAUGGCCUCAACCUCGAGUCGUUCAAGAAGCGCGACUACGGUAAGGGCAUCGUCGAGCUCGACCGUUCCAUGAAGCCCCGCCAUCUGCACAUGAUUGCUAUUGGUGGUUCCAUUGGCGCGGGGUUUUUCGUCGGUUCAGGCAGCGCUCUGCAUACGGGUGGGCCCGGCUCUCUUCUGAUCGAUUUCAUCAUCAUCGGUAUAAUGAUGUUCAAUGUCGUCUAUGCCCUCGGUGAAUUAGCUGUCAUGUAUCCCGUCUCUGGUGGUUUCUACACAUUCGCGACCCGCUUCAUCGAUCCCUCGUGGGGUUUCGCCAUGGGUUGGAACUACGUCAUGCAGUGGGCUGUUGUCUUGCCACUCGAGCUCACUGUUUGCGGGUUGACCGUAGGAUUCUGGAGACAGGACAUCAGCGUCGGUGUUUGGAUCACUGUCUUCUUCGUGGCCAUUCUCAUCGUCAAUAUCUUCGGCACGCUCGGAUACGCUGAGGAGGAGUUCUGGGCGUCGGCCCUGAAGCUCUCGGCUACCGUCAUCUUCAUCAUCAUUGCCUUCAUCCUCGUCCUCGGCGGCGGCCCUGAAAAUGGCUUGUAUGGUGAAUACUGGGGAGCCCGGCUUUGGCACGAUCCUGGCGCCUUCAACAAUGGCUUCAAGGGGUUCUGCUCCGUCUUCGUCACGGCUGCUUUCGCCUUCAGCGGAACCGAGCUCGUUGGUCUUGCCGCUGCCGAGGCCCACAAUCCCGUCAAGUCGCUCCCCGGUGCCAUCAAGCAGGUCUUCUGGCGUAUCACCCUCUUCUACAUCCUCGGUCUGCUCUUCGUUGGGCUGUUGGUCAACAGCGAGGAUGAGAGACUUCUCGGCGCCAACCCGUACGCUGAUGGCGCUUCGCCCUUCGUGCUUGCGGUCAAGGAUGCUGGGCUCAAGGGUUUUGACAGUUUUAUGAAUGUCAUCAUCUUGGUUUCGGUGCUUUCCAUCGGUGUCUCGGCUGUGUACGGUGGUAGCCGCACCCUGACUGCUCUGGCGCAGCAGGGCUACGCUCCCAAGAUCUUCACAUACGUCGAUCGCUCCGGUCGUCCGCUCUUCUCUGUUGGCAUCAUCAUCGCCUUUGGUCUCCUCGGCUACGUCAACUUGAACGCAGAUGGCGACACCGUCUUUGACUGGCUUCUCGCCCUUUCGGGGCUGGCUGCUCUCUUUACCUGGGGAUCCAUUUGCUUGUCGCACAUUCGCUUCCGAAAGGCUUGGGCAUACCACGGCCAUAGUGUCGAUGAGAUUCCGUUCAAAGCCGUCGGUGGUGUCUACGGCUCGUAUCUGGGUCUUUUCCUCAUCGCGAUCGUCAUUUUGGCCCAGUUUUACGUCGCUAUUGCUCCAAUUGGCCAGGAGGAAAUGACAACCGCAGAUCGCGCCACCAACUUCUUUCAGCAGAUGCUGGCUCUGCCCGUUGUUAUGGUCUUUUGGAUUGCUGGCUACCUAUGGAAGCGUACUGGGUGGCUACGCACCCACCAGAUGGAUGUUGACACCGGCCGUCGUGAACUGGACUGGGACGAGAUCAACGCUUACCGCGCCGAGCUUGCGGCACAGCCCGCGUGGAAGCGCAUCCUGCACACAUUGUUCUGA
Messenger RNA from Pseudomassariella vexata, 1722 nucleotides. Its product is annotated as amino-acid permease inda1. Gene Ontology annotation, molecular function: amino acid transmembrane transporter activity. Bases 1 to 1722 code for a protein of 573 amino acids. Lineage: Eukaryota; Fungi; Ascomycota; Sordariomycetes; Amphisphaeriales; Pseudomassariaceae. The transcript has 3 exons. Gene Ontology annotation, cellular component: membrane. Gene Ontology annotation, biological process: amino acid transmembrane transport. The record is from RefSeq and is a predicted model, not a curated record.